AUGCAUUCGAAGAAAAGGCCACACAAUAUCGUCAUUGGCAGGCUCCACGACCACGAAAUGCUCGACAUGAUCGAACUUGGCAUUGAACGCUAUGCAUCCAUACGUUCAACCGAUACUAAGUUAUCACUUGGUGCCAAGCCCCUCUUAAUAUUUUCUGGCGAGGCUUUUGAAGAGAGCGAGGAGUCCCGGCACUUGAAGUCACUUUUAAUAGAUCUUUUUAGAGGACCCAAAGUUACGAAGGUUAAUUCCGCCGGAGUAGAACAUGUCAUACACUUUAUAAUGCCGUCCGAAGGCAGGCUUAUUAUGCGUGUGCACGCCGUUGAACUGCGCCCGUUCCAGUCAGGCCCAGAACAAGAAAAGGCGUCUGUAGACGGGGAAAAUGCCCAGAUUUCGGAGCCACUCAAGACUCCCUGGGGGCCCUACGUUCAGCUGGAACUUCGCAACGCAGCUCCAGAAGCUGAUUUUGUCAUUCGGAGAUGUAAACUCCCCUCAGAGGACAAGUGGAAGCGAGCCUGCCGUGUGCCAUCCCAGUUGCGUCCUAAGACUGACAAGUCCUCGAAAAACCGCAGUUUGGACGUCUUCGGCAGCAAGGUCGCCCAAGUUCAUGUUCAACGAGAGCAUGCCCUUGACGAACUUCGUCCAGCUGCUUCCAUGCGCACCGCCCUCACUGGCAAUGUCAAACGCGGCUUCGAGCGUCAGCAGCAGCCUACUAAGAAGCGGAAGUUGGCUGACGGUGCGCCGAAGGCAAAACGCCAGCGCCUCGAUAAAGACAAUGAAUAG
Mesocestoides corti is the source of this 780-nucleotide messenger RNA. The record is from the annotation of a GenBank genome assembly. Lineage: Eukaryota; Metazoa; Platyhelminthes; Cestoda; Cyclophyllidea; Mesocestoididae.